CUUUAUCGGCGGCAUUGAGCACUUCCGGCUUUGGGUGCUGAUGAGACUGAAGUGAACUCAGAUUGAACGACACAGAAGAUGGCUGAUAGAAGUGACCUGAAAGCUGAGCUUGAGCGCAAAAAGCAGCGCUUAGCCCAGAUUCGAGAGGAGAAAAAAAGAAAGGAGGAUGAGAGAAAGAAAAAAGAGUCGGAGAUGCUUCAGAGGGCCGAGAAUGUGUCAGAAGACUCAGACCUGGACAGAAAGAGAAGAGAGACAGAGGCGCUCCUGCAGAGCAUUGGAAUUUCACCAGAACCACCUUUAGUCCCAACCCCUAUGUCUCCCUCUUCGCAAUCAGUGAGCCCACCCAGUGAAACUGGAAGUCAGGAGUCCAUAGAUGGAGGGACAGUGGGAAGGUAUGAAAUCUGCAUGGAUUCGGUUCAUGGGUGCAGGAUGCAAAGGCUUGGUCCAUCAAAAAUUGUUCAGAUUGAUUUCAUGCCAAAAGAACUGGUGACAUACUCUAAAGAGUCACAGACUCCUGUCACAUCUGAUCAGCCUGAAGAGGAGGAGGAAGAGGAGCUGUCAGUGACCAAAUCUGAAUCUGUGCCACAGCAGCUGGAGGAGGAGAACUCUCAGGAGGCCGAAGAAGAUCAAUCUAGAGAACUGACCAACGAGGAGAAAGAGCAGAUUAUUCAUUCAGAGGAUUUCCAGUUUUUCUUCGACCGAAGCAUCCGUGUAAUGGAGCGUGUGCUGGCCGAGGAUACGGACAUUUUCUUUGACUACAGUGGGCGAGAUAUGGAGGACAAAGAAGGGUCAGCCAAGGCUUAUGUAACAGUCAAACAUACACAGAGUCCCACAUGGUGCAGGAUGCAAAGGCUUGGUCCAUCAAAAAUUGUUCAGAUUGAUUUCAUGCCAAAAGAACUGGUGACAUACUCUAAAGAGUCACAGACUCCUGUCGCAUCUGAUCAGCCUGAAGAGGAGGAGGAAGAGGAGCUGUCAGUGACCAAAUCUGAAUCUGUGCCACAGCAGCUGGAGGAGGAGAACUCUCAGGAGGCCGAAGAAGAUCAAUCUAGAGAACUGACCAACGAGGAGAAAGAGCAGAUUAUUCAUUCAGAGGAUUUCCAGUUUUUCUUCGACCGAAGCAUCCGUGUAAUGGAGCGUGUGCUGGCCGAGGAUACGGACAUUUUCUUUGACUACAUUGGGCGAGAUAUGGAGGACAAAGAAGGGUCAGCCAAGGCUUAUAGUAAGGCUGGUAUUGGUGAAAUGUUUGAUGGGCAUCAGGGUCCUGUGACUGGAAUCAGCUGCCAUAACGCUGUGGGUCCAGUCGACUUCUCCCACCUCUUUACCACUUCCUCAUUUGAUUGGACAGUCAAACUGUGGUCAACCAAACAUAACAAGCCCUUGUAUUCCUUUGAAGACAAUGCAGACUAUGUUUAUGAUGUCAUGUGGUCUCCAGUGCAUCCAGCGCUCUUUGCUACAGUGGAUGGCAAUGGUCGUCUGGACCUCUGGAAUCUCAACAACUACACAGAGGUGCCAUCGGCAAGUGUGACAGUGGAGGGAGGAUGUGCCCUGAACCAGGUCAGAUGGGCAUCAGGGGGCAGAGAGGUGGCCGUGGGUGAUUCAGAGGGCCAUGUUUGGAUCUAUGAUGUGCGAGAGUUAGCCGUGCCACAUACAGACGACUGGAGCAAAUUUGCCCGUACGCUCCUGGAGAUUCGUGCAAACCGAGGGGAUGGAGAGGAAGAAGGUGCUUUGGAGCUGCCUGCUUAAAUACACACACAUUUACAUUCAGUGAGAAACGCGUAAAGAUACGUUGAAACAGAUGCUUGAUAUAAAGUGAGUGAAUCACACAUUCACGCUGCUGUGAUCACAGGUCUUUUUUCUUUUGCCUACAAAAGUCUAUCUAUAGCAUGGCUGUUAAUUAGCAAUAACUCCUCUUCCAAUGCUAAUAGUUAAUUCCAGAACACACACACAAGUGAGAAUGGGUUGAUCUAACAUAUAUCUAGGGUUUGCAGUGACUAUAUAGGAGUGAGCCAAUGUGAUCAUACUGUAUCAAAACAGCUGUGCCGGAAUUACAGCUUAUUUUACAUAUGUGAAAGUACAAGGUCAUACUGAGAUACAUAGAGAAUGUAUUGGCCGUUAUGUAAAAAUAUAUUACAGCAGAGCUUAUGAAUGACUUUCUUUUUCCUUUCACCUUUUAAGUCGUAUGUGUGCAUAAUUUAAUACCAACUGCAGCAUAAAGCAACU
Sinocyclocheilus grahami is the source of this 2220-nucleotide messenger RNA. RefSeq names its product cytoplasmic dynein 1 intermediate chain 1-like. Gene Ontology annotation, biological process: transport along microtubule. Gene Ontology annotation, molecular function: dynein light chain binding; dynein heavy chain binding. Lineage: Eukaryota; Metazoa; Chordata; Actinopteri; Cypriniformes; Cyprinidae. The record is from RefSeq and is a predicted model, not a curated record. The coding region runs from base 79 to 1743 and encodes 554 amino acids. Gene Ontology annotation, cellular component: cytoplasmic dynein complex. The transcript is spliced from 15 exons.